This is a messenger RNA of Vigna angularis (adzuki bean), 1189 nucleotides long. Its product is annotated as ADP-ribosylation factor 1. Gene Ontology annotation, cellular component: Golgi apparatus; cytoplasm. The record is from RefSeq and is a predicted model, not a curated record. The transcript has 8 exons. The coding region runs from base 462 to 1010 and encodes 182 amino acids. Lineage: Eukaryota; Viridiplantae; Streptophyta; Magnoliopsida; Fabales; Fabaceae. Gene Ontology annotation, molecular function: GTPase activity; GTP binding. Gene Ontology annotation, biological process: vesicle-mediated transport; intracellular protein transport.
AGGCCGAGGCCCAACUUUGUCUGUGACAGGCUAAUUCUAAUUCUAAAUGCAGGAAAUGACAGUUGAGUUGAAAACGGGGUUGCUAUAGGUGCGAGAUCCCAAAACCGAAAGGUGGAGGACGAGGGAAUCGAAACCAUCUACUAUUUAUCUUCGUUUUCUUCGUCUCCGUUCUUUCUGUUUCCAUUCGUCUUCGUUUCAUCCCUCACAGGAAUCUCGCCAAACCUAAUCGAUCCUUCUACUUUCUUCGCGUUUCCAAUGUAUCGUCCUCGUUCCCUUCCUUCCACCAUGGACGCCAUUUAGAUUCACACUCACAUGCACUUCUCCUCAGCUUCACCCUUUCUGCUUCGAGAUCUGAUCUCAUUCUCAUUCCUUUUGUUUCCAGAAAUAAAAAUUCAUUCCGUUACUGAUUGAUGUGCUAGUUGCAAUUGCACUGUGUGAGCGUCCCUCUGCCGAAUCGGAAGAUGGGAUUAGUGUUUACAAAAUUGUUUUCCUCUAUUUUCGGUAACAAGGAAGCUCGAAUCCUCGUUCUCGGCCUCGACAAUGCCGGGAAAACCACUAUCCUUUAUCGGCUUCAGAUGGGCGAAGUUGUCUCCACCAUUCCAACUAUUGGGUUUAAUGUCGAAACUGUGCAGUAUAACAACAUCAAAUUUCAAGUUUGGGAUUUAGGUGGGCAAACAAGUAUCAGGCCAUAUUGGAGGUGUUAUUUUCCAAAUACUCAGGCAAUAAUAUAUGUUGUUGAUUCAAGUGACGUUGAUAGGCUUGUGAUUGCUAAGGAGGAGUUCCAUGCAAUUCUGGAGGAGGAAGAACUAAAAGGUGCUGUUGUUCUCCUUUUUGCAAACAAACAGGACCUUCCUGGUGCACUUGAUGAUGCUGCAGUGACGGAGGCUCUAGAGUUACACAAGAUAAAAAAUCGUCAAUGGGCUAUUUUUAAAACUUCUGCAAUAAAAGGAGAAGGACUUUUUGAGGGCCUGGACUGGUUGAGCAACACACUCAAAUCUGGGGGUGGCUAAAGCUGUCCAGGUUCAGUGAAAUGAUUGAAUUCAGAAGAAAGGUUGACAUGCGUAUUUUUGGUAUCUCUUUCACUGUGAAUUAUGUUACAAUAAUAGAUUAAAGUUCGCACAUGCGUUUGAUUCCGCUUUGUAUUUACAGUUAAAGGUGUGAAUGAUGGUCAUCGGUUGUCUUUUCGUUA